Zea mays is the source of this 1906-nucleotide messenger RNA. Its product is annotated as PWWP domain protein. The record is from RefSeq and is a predicted model, not a curated record. The coding region runs from base 374 to 1462 and encodes 362 amino acids. The transcript has 8 exons. Lineage: Eukaryota; Viridiplantae; Streptophyta; Magnoliopsida; Poales; Poaceae.
CUCUUCUAGAUUAAUGUAACCGAAUCAGCCCUAAUAGGGUAUGUUGUUGUAAUCUAUCCCCAUGUGCGGGCUGGAUCAAUUUAGAUCGUAUUUUGAACUCCUUCAAUCAGCUAUGUCCAAUAAAUCGUGCAUAGGGUCUUCAAAAACACUGUUGAGCAGCUGGAGAUAGCAUCACACACUGACACACCUCGCCCCCACCGCGACAGUGAUUCGGAGCGCGAGGCCCGUUCGCAGGUCACUUCUCAAUUCUCAACCUUUUCUUCUGCCGGCGUGCGCUCUCUCUCUCCUCCUCGUGCGGCAGCUGGGUGAGGUUUCCAGGUCUUGGUCUUGUCAUUCGCCAGCGACGAGACUCACCAGGUUUGCAUUGAUCAGUAUGGUGACUGAAAAUGCAGAUGAAGAACGUGACACUGGUCCAGAAAAUAAGUUAAGACACAAUUUUCGAUUGGGAGAUAUAACAUGGGUUAAGUACAAUGGCUCUUCAUGGUGGCCAUCCCAGGUCAUUGAUGAAUCAUGUGUUGGUAGCAAGCCUAAGAAGAAAGACAAGUAUGAUUGCCUAGUUCGGCUCUAUGGAACAUGUCAAUAUUUAUAUGUAGACCCUUGGAAGUCUAACUCAGAAUUUGAAAUGAUGCUGAAGCAAGAAAACAAGAGCGCAAUGGAAGCAUUCCGUGAGGUGCUUGAGAAGGAGCUCUCUGGCGUUAACUUGCGCAGUGAUUAUGAGGAUGGUUAUGAAGAGGAAGAUGUCAACUCAAAAGGCGGUGACAACAAAGGGACCUCAAAGAAGACCUCUUCUAGAAAAGCCAGAAAACAAGAAGGUCUGAAGCAACAAUAUAAUGGAGAGGAAGACCAAAAUGGUGGGAGCAAUGCAACUACUGGAGGUGCUCGGAAAAAAAAGGGUGGGCAUGUAAGACAAUCAAGUGCUACUCAUGAUGCCAUUGAUAAAAAUUAUAGUGGCAGUUCAGCUGAAGGUUUAAGGAACAAGAGACAGAAGUCUGCUGCUCAAAGCGCUUCGGUAGGCAGAAGGGAAGGGUUGAGGCAACGAUCUGAUGCCAAGCAACAUCCAGAUGCAGCCGAGGGCAGUACAGAACCACUCGCUGAUGUACCUGGAAGCGAUGGUGCAGCUCAAGGUUCAAUGCAACAUGGAACUUCGGCUCCUCAUACCGAAAUAAAAGCGAUGGUCAGGAACAUACUGUUCAAGGACAUCGUUGACAAGGAGCACGAUGCUGAGAUGGCUUAUGUGGAAGAAGUGAUCAAUGGCAUCUGUAACGCUACUGACAGCAUGGUCGGCGGCGGCGGCGGUGAUGCUUCCGCGAAAGGUGGACGAGGCUCCAAGCAGAGCGGCAGCGGAGUGGAGGGUGAGUCUAGCAAUGCCACAGAAAGGCGAAGAGAUGAAGCAACUGAGAAUGCCCUCGCCGUGAAAGGGAAUACCCCUGGGAACAAUGGCGAUGACGCCGGGGCAGCUUAGCGCACGCCAAAAUAGGCAGAACAGGAUCAUGCAAACCCUAGCUCUGAUCCCUCCAUCAGGAUCUCCGUUUGGCAGGAAUGAAGAGGUUGCAGCCAGCCGUCAAAAACUCUAAUUCACUUAUGAGCGCCCUAAGAAACAGUCCGUGAGCCCCCCUAGCGUUUUGCAGUCCUGUCCUCUGCGCACCAUGCCUAGUAUCGCUGCUGCCAUUCAGCUUGCUUUUGGGAGACGCCUAUAUAUUGCGCCUGAUCUGCUGAAUUACGUAGCAGUUGCUAUUAAUCUAUCCAGAAGACUUGGACUGAGUUUGAUUGCUAUGUAACCACGCGGUUGGUUCUGUACUUCUACGCAACUGUGCGACAUUGGCCAAUGUGGUGCCGUUGAACCUUAUGUAUUAUUGUGCACCCCCAUCACCAUGUUAUUACUAGCCCCCUUCGGCAUUUCAGUUCA